Echinops telfairi (small Madagascar hedgehog) is the source of this 1656-nucleotide messenger RNA. RefSeq names its product serine/threonine kinase 16 (gene STK16). Gene Ontology annotation, cellular component: Golgi apparatus; cytoplasm. The coding region runs from base 421 to 1326 and encodes 301 amino acids. NCBI's taxonomy places the organism in Eukaryota, Metazoa, Chordata, Mammalia, Afrosoricida, Tenrecidae. The record is from RefSeq and is a predicted model, not a curated record. The transcript is spliced from 8 exons. Gene Ontology annotation, biological process: protein phosphorylation. Gene Ontology annotation, molecular function: protein serine/threonine kinase activity; ATP binding.
GCCCCGCACGGGGUGAGCCCCCGCCUCGCACCUCUCUCGAACUCUCUUACCUGCCUCGGCGGCCCCACGGGCGUGGGAGCGGGAGCCGCCCCAAGGUGGGCUGGUCUUGGCGGAAGCGGCCUGCUAGUUGCUGCGUGGCCUAAGAUUUGAAGGCACCUGAUCCCCCAACCUUCUGGAAGCUGGGGCGGCCAGGACCCGUUUCCUCUAGAGCGCAACAUAGGCUCUCCGGAUCUGGGCCUGUGAUCUCCGCCUCGCCACUUCAGGGCUGUCGUCUGGACUGUGCGGGACCCACGACCUCACCUUUCGUUCCUUACAGCAUGCUCUGUUGGACCCUGUGCGCAUCGCGUGGAAGAGCCCCCUCACCCCGGAUGAACCCUGCAGGAGCCUCCGACCAUCCUUGAGGAGGAUGACUGAGGCACUAUGGGCCAUGCGCUGUGUGUCUGCUCUCGGGGAACUGUCACCAUUGACAACAAGCGCUACCUCUUCAUCCAGAAACUGGGGGAGGGUGGGUUCAGCUAUGUGGACCUAGUGGAAGGGUUACACGAUGGACACUUCUACGCCCUGAAGCGGAUUCUGUGUCACGAGCAGCAGGACUGCGAGGACGCCCAGCGAGAGGCGGACAUGCAUCGCCUUUUCCACCACCCCAAUGUCCUUCGCCUGGUGGCUUACUGUAUGAGGGAGCGGGGCUCCAAACAGGAGGCCUGGCUACUGCUACCCUUCUUCAAGAGAGGGACGGUGUGGAGCGAGAUCGAAAGGCUAAAGGACAAAGGCAGCUUCUUGACCGAGGAGCAAAUCCUGCUGCUGCUGCUGGGUAUCUGCAGAGGCCUGGAGGCCAUUCAUGCCAAGGGUUAUGCACACAGAGACCUGAAGCCCACCAAUAUCCUGCUUGGAGACGAAGGGCAGCCAAUUUUAAUGGACUUGGGUUCCAUGAAUCAGGCGAGCAUCCAGGUGGAGAGCUCCCGCCAAGCCUUAGCCCUGCAGGACUGGGCAGCCCAGCGGUGUACCAUCUCCUAUCGUGCUCCAGAGCUCUUCUCCGUGCAGAGCCACUGUGUCAUUGAUGAGCGGACCGAUGUCUGGUCCCUAGGCUGUGUGCUGUACGCCAUGAUGUUUGGGGAAGGCCCUUAUGACAUGGUGUUCCAGAAAGGGGACAGUGUGGCCCUGGCUGUGCAGAAUCAACUCAACAUCCCACCAAGCCCCAGAGAGCGGACGCUGCUGGCUUCCAUGAUGACUGUGGAUCCACAGCAGCGCCCUCGCAUUCCUGCCCUCCUCAGCCAGGUGGAGGCACUGCAGCCCCUGCCUCCUGGCCAGCACAGCACCCAGAUCUGAAGUGAGAAAGGAGACCCUCGUGCCUUGGACAGAGGCUCCUAUGCCUCUUCAGAACCUCCAUCCAGUGUGCCCAGGAAUGUUCUAACUGGGGACAGGAAGGAGAGGGACAGUCUUCUGCGUCCUGCACCUAUACGCCUGCUCUCUGGCCUCCAAGGGCAAACCACGGGGCAAGGCGCCAGGCUGAGUCGGGCUGGGAUGGGGGGAGAAGGGAAGCUUGUGGAAAAUGGUAGGUAGCUCUGAGCAGGACUGCUGAGCCCACAUCACGGUGGGCCUCCUAGCCUGGGAGCAGAGUGCAUUUGCCCACAGAAUAAAGCGAAAAGCCUGCUGGCA